Molecule: messenger RNA, 1425 nt
Organism: Nomascus leucogenys (northern white-cheeked gibbon)
Lineage: Eukaryota; Metazoa; Chordata; Mammalia; Primates; Hylobatidae
Gene: MOGAT3
Product: monoacylglycerol O-acyltransferase 3
Biological process (GO): triglyceride biosynthetic process
Cellular component (GO): endoplasmic reticulum membrane
Molecular function (GO): diacylglycerol O-acyltransferase activity
Source: RefSeq, a predicted model, not a curated record
AUCCAAAGAUCUCCCCACUCACGCACCUAUGGACACACGCUACUCUGGGAGGUGAUUUGCGACUUAGCCAGGCCCCCAAGGCUGGGCUCCUGUAGGAAGAAAGUCUGCCCAGGUCCACAUCCAAGCCUUCAUCGUUUGUCCUCCGGGUUCUGGGAUCCUGCUGGAAGAGGGGAGCUUCUGCAAUGGGAGUUGCCACAGCCCUGCCGCCCCCAGCCACUUCCAAAACCCUGCAGAAGCAGCAUCUAGAAGCAGUGGGCGCCUACCAAUAUGUGCUCACUUUCCUCUUCAUGGGCCCUUUCUUCUCCCUUCUUGUCUUUGUCCUCCUUUUCACGUCACUCUGGCCCUUCUCUGUUUUUUACUUGGUGUGGCUCUAUGUGGACUGGGACACACCCAACCAAGGUGGAAGGCGUUCGGAGUGGAUAAGGAACCAGGCAAUUUGGAGACAACUAAGGGAUUAUUAUCCUGUCAAGCUGGUGAAAACGGCAGAGCUGCCCCCGGAUCGGAACUACGUGCUGGGCGCCCACCCUCAUGGGAUCAUGUGUACAGGCUUCCUCUGUAAUUUCUCCACCGAGAGCAAUGGCUUCUCCCAGCUCUUCCCGGGGCUCCGACCCUGGUUAGCCGUACUGGCUGGCCUCUUCUACCUCCCGGUCUAUCGCGACUACAUCAUGUCCUUUGGACUCUGUCCCGUGAGCCGCCAGAGCCUGGACUUCAUCCUGUCCCAGCCCCAGCUCGGGCAGGCCGUGGUCAUCAUGGUGGGGGGUGCGCACGAGGCCCUGUAUUCAGUUCCCGGGGAGCACUGCCUCACGCUCCAGAAGCGCAAAGGCUUCGUGCGCCUGGCGCUGAGGCACGGGGCGUCCCUGGUGCCCAUGUACUCCUUUGGGGAGAAUGACAUCUUUAGACUGAAGGCUUUUGCCACAGGCUCCUGGCAGCAUUGGUGCCAGCUCACCUUCAAGAAGCUCACGGGCUUCUCUCCUUGCAUCUUCUGGGGUCGUGGUCUCUUCUCAGCCACCUCCUGGGGCCUGCUGCCCUUUGCUGUGCCCAUCACCACUGUGGUGGGCCGCCCCAUCCCCGUCCCCCAGCGCCUCCACCCCACUGAGGCAGAAGUCAAUCACUAUCAUGCCCUCUACAUGACGGCCCUGGAGCAGCUCUUCGAGGAGCACAAGGAAAGCUGUGGGGUCCCCGCUUCCACCUGCCUCACCUUCAUCUAGGCCUGGCCGAGGCCUUUCGCUGAGCCCCUGAGCCCAAGGCACUGAGACCUCCACCCACUGUGGACUCCAUGCCUCCCAUAAAAGGUAGUUCUGGGCCCAGCGCAGUGCCCCACGCCUGUAAUCCCAGCACUUUGGGAGGCCAAGGUGGGAGGAUCGUUUGAGCCCAGGAGUUGAAGACCAGCCUGGGCAACAUAGUGAGACUUCAUUUCUACAAAAA